Molecule: messenger RNA, 1279 nt
Organism: Klebsormidium nitens
Lineage: Eukaryota; Viridiplantae; Streptophyta; Klebsormidiophyceae; Klebsormidiales; Klebsormidiaceae
Source: the annotation of a GenBank genome assembly
UAAGAUUUCAACUCUCUCAAUAAAACAGAACAUGACAAGAUUUGAGUGAAGGACUGGUGACGGAGCUCCAGGAACAAAAAUGGAGCUUACAUCAGAGGUGGUGUCAAGCAUGGCCAUCGGUGCUGUCUUCAAGGAUUUCGACGGGAAGAAGAUCAACUCCCUUGACUUCCACAGGACCGAGGACCGCCUCGUGACAGCCAGCGACGAUGAGGCUAUCCGGCUGUACGACACGGCAAACGCAAAGUGGUUAAAGACUAUACACAGCAAGAAAUACGGAGUGGACAAGAUUGUAUUCACACACCACAGGGACUCCGUCCUGUAUUCUUCAAAGAAUGGAUGGGAUGAGUCACUGCGGUACCUCUCCCUCCACAACAACUCAUAUCUGCGUUACUUCAAGGGUCAUCGAGACAGAGUGGUGUCCCUCUGCAUGUCCCCCAAGAACGACAUGUUCAUGUCUGGCUCGCUCGAUCACACGGUGCGGUUAUGGGACCUCCGGAGCAACGCGUGCCAGGGGUUGAUGCGCGUCCGUGGCCGGCCUGCGGUGGCCUAUGACGAGCAGGGGCUUGUUUUCGCGGUGUCAAUGGAGGGGGGCGCGAUCAAGCUAUUUGACGUGCGGUCGUAUGAUAAGGGCCCUUUUGACACUUUCUUGGUGGGUGGUGACACGGCGGAGGUGACGAGCAUGAAGUUCAGCAACGACGGCAAGCACAUGCUGCUCAGCACCGCCAACAGCUGGCUCUACGUCCUGGACGCUUUUGAGGGUCACAAGCUACAUACGUUCGAACUGCAGCCGGUGGAGGGGGGCGGGACGCUCGAGGCCUCGUUCAGUCCGAACGGGCAGUUCAUCGUGUCCGGCUCUGGGGACGGGACGAUCCGCGUCUGGUCGGUCGAGAGUGGAACAGAGGUCGCUUGUUGGGUAGGCCAUGCGGGCGUGCCAGCGAAAGUGAAGUGGGCUCCCAGGCGGAUGUUGGUAGCUAGCGCGUCUGAAGUUCUUGCUUUCUGGAUACCCGACCUCAACAGGAUAGCCGGCUUUGGAACUUGAUAUGUAUCCGCGCCCUUUUACCGUUGUUGUGCCUUGAAAAUUCUACUAAUACAGACCGUUAUCAUGACCUGGUUGAUGUUUGCGUCGUUUCGUGUGGCACAUGACGGCAGACAAUGACACGGCAGAGAAAACCCACGUCCAGUACGGGCCGGCCCGCCACUGUUGUGCCCGGUUGCAGGACAUAUAUAUGCAGUGUUCGAUGUAGAUGCAGUUUCGUGUGCGACAACCAGGAUUGGCCGG